This is a messenger RNA of Rhincodon typus (whale shark), 18123 nucleotides long. RefSeq names its product hemicentin-1-like. The record is from RefSeq and is a predicted model, not a curated record. Gene Ontology annotation, cellular component: plasma membrane; axon. Gene Ontology annotation, molecular function: cell-cell adhesion mediator activity; calcium ion binding. The coding region runs from base 15 to 16379 and encodes 5454 amino acids. NCBI's taxonomy places the organism in Eukaryota, Metazoa, Chordata, Chondrichthyes, Orectolobiformes, Rhincodontidae. Gene Ontology annotation, biological process: dendrite self-avoidance; homophilic cell-cell adhesion; axon guidance. The transcript is spliced from 104 exons.
CCUGGACCUUUGUCAUGGCUCUCGCUCUGUGGCUCUUUUUUGUCUGCUGUCUCCCGGCACUGGCAGCUCAUCCCAGGGGGCAGAGAACCUCCACCCUGACUUUCGUUUUCGAUGUGACCGGCUCCAUGUACGAUGACCUGCUUCAGGUGAUGGAGGGAGCAGCUAAAAUCCUGGAGAGCACAUUGGACAGAACCAGCACUCCAGUAUCUAACUUUGCACUGGUGCCUUUCCAUGACCCAGAAAUUGGUCCUGUUACUGUCACCUCGGAUUCAAAGAGAUUUCAGAGUGAACUCCGGGAUCUGUAUGUACAGGGUGGUGGGGACUGCCCAGAGAUGAGUAUGGGAGCAAUUAAGCGAGCGCUCGAAGUAUCCCAACCUAAUUCUUUUAUCUACGUCUUCACUGAUGCCCGGGCAAAAGACUAUCAACUGACGAAGGAUGUCCUGCAACUCAUCCAACUGAAGCAGUCCCAGGUUGUGUUUGUAUUAACUGGAGACUGUGGGGACAGAGGCCACCCUGGUUAUCAAGCUUUUGAAGAGGUAGCUUCAACAAGUUCAGGUCAAAUAUUUCACCUGGAUAAACAGCAAGUCAAUGAGGUACUGAAAUGGGUUGAAAGAACCAUCCAGGCUUCUAAAGUCCAUUUGCUGUCCACUGAUCAUAAGGAGAAGGAGGAGCAUCUCUGGCUGGUGCCCUUUGACCCUAACCUAAAAGAAGUCACCAUUUCUCUUAGUGGCCCCACUCCAGCCAUAGAAAUUCAGGAUCCCUUGGGGCGGUUCAUGUGGCGAGGAUUGGGUUUGAAUGAACUGUUGAAUAUUCCAAACUCAGCACGUGUUGUCAAUGUGAAAAAUCCACAGCCUGGAAUGUGGACAGUAAAGCUCCGCAGCACUGGACGCCACUCCGCACGGAUCACAGGAGUCAGUAGUAUUGAUUUCCGGGCUGGAUUUUCUACAAAACCUACUUCAGAUUUCCAAGAAACAAGUGAGCGUCCGAUCCAAGGAAUCCCCACCCAUGUAUUGUUGAACUGCUCUGGCCUGCAUCCUCCAGGGCAGCUUGACCAAUUGGAGCUCCUCAGUACUUCUGGAGAGACCUUGUUGAAUCUGCCCAUUAGGCCUCAUUCCAGCCACAACACAAACACCAUGUGGAAAGUUCCAGAAUUCAUGCCACCUAACGAGAACUUCUUUCUGAAAGUGACAGGAUACGAUAGUGAAGGUUAUCGUUUUCAACGUCUAUCCAGUGUCUCCUACACAAAUCUGGUCCCUGGACCUCCUGUAGUGAGCAUGCCCAGUCAAACUCACUGUUACUACAUGCAGCCCGCAUCGAUUCGGUGCUCCGUGAAGAGUCUGAUUCCAUUCACGCUGAGAAUCUUCAGAAAUGGCACCAGAAUUAAGUCAGACCGCCUGUUUCUAGACUCAGUGAAUACUGCAUGGGAAAUCCCGAGUGUUUCUGGAGCUGAUGAAGGUUUUUAUGAUUGUGUCGCUAUCAGCAACUCGGGCACGGGCAUAGCUCGAACAUUAUUGGUUGUUACUGAACCGCCUCCUAAUGUGAAAACCCCUCAAAACGUCACGGCAUUCCCUGGGGAUCAGGUGGUCCUGACAUGCAACGUUCUUGGAAGCAUCCGAUAUAACAUUACCUGGAUGCGAGAUGGAACUGAGCUUCAGGAUGACAAUGAGAACAUUACUCCUUUGAGAAACUCAUCAUUAGCAUUUUGGAAUGUGCAGUCAGAGAAUGCUGGACGCUACGAAUGUGUGGCAGUCAAUAUGCAGGGAUCAAGUCGUGCUUCUGUGUGGUUGUUUAUCUCCGAUCCCCCACAUGUUACUGUCAGUCCCAGCUCGCAGAACUUUCUGAGGGCAAUGGAGGUCCAGAUACACUGCACUGUCACUGGUUACCCUGAUCCUGAAGUUGUCUGGAUUCACAAGGAUACACUUGUGAUGAAUAAUGAUAGGUUUGUCAUCAAUGAUUUUGGUACUUUAAUAAUAAAAGAUGCUGUCCCAAAGGAUGCUGGGAGUUACACCUGCCUUGCAUCAAAUUCGGUUGGAACAGACAAAGGAGAAGCAAAGUUGAAAUACUUGGAGAUCCCUACAAUCACUGUGUCAAAACCAGUGAUACUCGCUGUGGUUACAGGUGUUGCAUUGCUGGAAUGUCGAGCUGCAGGAGUCCCACAGCCUGAGGUCAAAUGGUACAAAGGUGGUCUGGAGCUGGCCCUUGUCCCGUUUACAGAAAUUGACCCAGUUCAUGGUACACUGAGGAUAAGGAAGGUGCAGCAGGUGGAUGCUGGAGAAUAUACUUGUGUGGCUAGUAAUGAGGCUGGCACCUCUUCUGCCACAAUAAUGUUAGAUGUUGGCUCUGCCCCUCUGUUCUUGGAGAUGCCCUCUGAUGUCUCCGUGACUAUUGGCAAGAAUGUGACGUUGCCUUGCAGUGCAGUUGGGAAACCAAUUCCACAGGUCACCUGGCGACGUCUUGACGGACAACCCAUCUUCACCAAUGUUGAUUCAAUGAGCUUUGUCAGCCAACUAGAGACAGGCAGCUUGUUCAUAGAGAGUGUGUGGUUGGACGACGAAGCUAUAUAUGUGUGUGAGGCACAGAAUCGGUUUGGAGUGAUCCGUUCUGAGGUAGCACUGACCAUCAGUGGUCUUGUCGCCCCCGAAGUAGUUGAAAGUGCCCCAGUCAUCAAUGUACUGGAGGGUCGGUCUCUAACAUUACCGUGUGUUGUUCUGGCUGGCAAUCCCUUCCCUGAACGUUACUGGUUAAAGGACAACCAGCUGUUAAGUUUGGACAGUCGUCUGUCAAUCCGAAGUGAUGGCAGUUUCUUUAUUGAAAGAGCAGAGCAAGGAGAUGCUGGAAAAUACAUCUGCACCAUCAGAAAUGUAGUGGGAUCUGUUAAUAAGACCAUCACAGUAUAUGUUCAUGUUCUACCUGCAAUUAAACCCGGGCGAACUGUUUACAUCACCGAUGAGGGGGUGGCUGUUACUCUGCUUUGUGAAUCCACUGGAACUCCUAAACCAACAGUCAUUUGGUCCAAGGGUAGGGAGCUCAGACCUCAACAUGAACUGCAAUAUUCAAUCGAUGCAAGUGGAAAGCUCCUGAUCCCGUACCCAUCAGCAGAAGAUUCUGGAAUCUACAUCUGCACUGCGACAAAUGUAGCAGGGGUUUCCAGCAGAGAAAUGCAGCUGUUUGUCCACACAAGACCUAAGAUUGAUGGAGUGAACCCAGAUAAUUCGGACAAGCCAAUUGAAAUCACAGCCACGGCUGGGACAGAGGUGACAUUACCCUGUGAAGUUCAGGGCUCCCCUCCUCCCAUUAUCAGGUGGAAGAAAGACUCGCGUCUGGUACCACUCAUAUCAGCCAGGUACACAGUCUUGCCAUCGGGGUCACUGAUGAUCUUGGAUUCAAGAGCAUCUGACAGUGGUCUCUACAAAUGCUCAGCUAUAAACAGAGCAGGGAAUGCCUCAUUGACAUUGCAACUCAUUGUUCAAGUCCCUCCCAAAAUCCACCUGUCUCAUCAUCUCCUGAAGGUAAUCGCAGGUCACUCCAUUGACCUCCCUUGCCUGGCACAUGGUGAUCCAACUCCAAAAAUCAGGUGGUAUAAGGAUGAUGAAGCCCUGCUACAAGGUGCCAGCGAUUCACUGGAUGGUCCUGAUGGUUCAAUCAGCAUUGCAGACGUGGAACUCUCUGAUGCUGGGAUGUAUCGUUGUGAAGCAACCAAUAAUGCUGGACAUGAUACGGCUCAAAUGACACUGGAAGUGUUGGAGCCACCAUUUUUUGGCGAAGAUGUUGUCCCAAUUAAUGCUGAACAGGAGCGGUUGGCCAGAGAAAAAGUUAUGCUUCCCUGCCCAGUUAAUGGAACUCCUCCACCAAUUAUACGCUGGCUAAAGAAUGGCUUAGAUCUUCCAGCUCAUGAACCAGGGAUUCUAAUACUGGAGGAUGGCUCUCUUCUCAUUGAUUCAGCUUCACCCAAUGAUAGUGGAGAUUAUUUGUGUAUUGCAAUGAAUGAGGCUGGCUCUUCCAAAAGGAAAUAUCGAUUGAAUGUCCAAGUUCCUCCUGAGAUUCAAGGAAAUGGCCGAAUGCAGAACAUCACAGCGUUGGUUAAUCAGCCAUUGAUGUUGGAGUGUGAUGCCAGUGGCACCCCAACACCAACCGUCAGCUGGUAUAAAAAUGAGCAGCGGGUGACAGAGACCAAUACAGUCCGACUCUUGAACGGUGGCCAAAUACUGCGACUUCCAAAAACCCGCAAAGGGGACUCUGGAAUGUAUUCUUGCAAUGCUGUUAAUGUUGCUGGUACAGCCAAAAAACAUUUCAAUCUACUGGUGCAGGUACCUCCCUCAAUCUUUGGAUCUGGAGUCACUCAAGAGGUAGCCAUUUUGGUGAAUUCUGAACUUGAACUCAUGUGUCAUACCAGUGGAGUCCCUUUUCCACACAUUGCAUGGAGUAAGGAUGGAGAAGCCCUAUCUCCAGGUGUCCAACGUGUGGAGUUUACCGAAGAAGGGCAGACAUUACGCAUUCAAACAACUCGCCUCAUCGAUCAGGGCCUCUAUCAGUGUAUUGCCUUCAACUCAGCUGGACAGAAGAGCAAACACUUCAAAGUCAAUGUUUACGUCCCUCCCACAAUCCAAGGAGCGAACGAUACCAAGGAGGUAAUUGCCCAGUUGAAGAGUCACAUCAGUCUACGGUGUGACGCACAUGGAAUUCCUGCCCCAGGGAUUACGUGGCUGAAGGAUGGACGACCAAUUGUGUCCAGCUCGAAAAUGAUGUAUGUUGAAAGAGGCCAGUUUUUGCUGGUUAAUGAGGUGCAGACAUCUGAUGCAGCAUGGUACACAUGCAGAGCAAGGAACAUUGCAGGCACAAUGGAGAAGUCUUACAGAGUGCAGGUUUAUGUUCCACCCAGUAUUGAGGGUCGCUUGCACCAUCCACUGAAGACAAAAGCAGUAAUUGGUCAUUCUUUGACAUUAAGCUGCUCCUCAAGCGGUCACCCUCCUCCUGUCCUCUCUUGGCUCAAAGAUGGUGUCUCAUUGACAGACAGUGACAGAAUACAAUUGAUGGGUGAAGGAAAGGCCCUUAAGAUUGAGAAUGUCAGAGAGAGUGAUGCUGGCACCUAUACAUGUAUGGCUACCAGUGCUGCUGGAGAAGAACACCUUCAAUACACUGUGGACAUCUUAGUCCCUCCACAGCUGUUGAUUGAAGAAUCCUCUCAUGUGACUGUGACCAUUGAUAAGCCUCUGGAACUGACAUGCAAAGUGACUGGUCACCCACCACCAAAGAUAACAUGGCUUAGGAAUAACAUUGUGCUCACUGAACUUGAUGGUGCCCAGAUGUCAGCUGACGGAAGCAAACUUUUUAUUCCUUAUUUGAAGUUGGUGGAUGUCGGUCGUUAUGUAUGUGUGGCCAGAAAUGAAGCAGGGGAAAGGAGAGGAGAAUUUGAUGUCACAGUUCAUGUCCCCCCAGCAGUGACAAUUGGAGGAGUUGAGAAUUUGGUCAUCGUUGUUGGGAAAUCUGCAAUAUUGGAAUGCACUGCUACUGGAAUUCCAACACCAUUGAUCACAUGGUUGAAGGAUAGUCAGCGACUGAUUGAAACAAGUGGGAGACUUAAGAUUGAGAAAGUGACUCAACAAGAUGGGGGUAUCUACUCCUGUGUAGCAACAAAUGGGGCAGGUGAAUCCCAGCAAGACGUCGUAGUGACUGUAUAUGAGCCUCCUGUUAUGGAUAAGUCUGUGGAUACAAACAAAACUGCAGUAGUGAAUCUCCCAGCAUCUUUUGAGUGCCUUGCCUCUGGAACUCCACCCCCAGUAUUGACUUGGUUCAAGGGGCAGCAGCUGAUCACGCAUUUGACUGGUAGCAGUGUGUUGGAGAAUGGAAGAACUUUGAGAAUACAGAAUGCCCAGGUAUCUGAUGGUGGGCAGUAUCGCUGUGUGGCAACCAAUGUGGCUGGCAGCACGGAACUACAAUAUACCUUAAAAGUUUACGUUCCACCGGUGAUCUCAACUGCUCUGGACCUGGUUACUGUUCUUAUAAACCAGCCCGUAGAACUUCAGUGUGAAGCAACAGGAGACCCUCCCCCCAAAAUAACAUGGCUAAAAGACCAAACCCCGAUCACCAUGAUGACUGAAGGGUUAAAGUUCCUGUUGGAAGGUCAGAUUCUGUCCUUAGCCAAUGCACACUUCUCUGAUUCAGGAAUGUACUCCUGUGUAGCUCUUAAUCCUGCUGGAGAGGACCAGAAGGAAAUUCAUCUGCAAGUUUAUCUUCCACCAAGUAUUCUGGGAGAUGAGCAGAAUGUUUCUGUCACUUUGAAUAACUCUGUGUCCUUGGACUGCCAGAGUCAAGCAUUCCCACCACCCACUCUUCGCUGGACAAAGGAUGGUCAACCUCUACCAAUGCGUGCAGAUCAUAGACUGUCAGCAAAUGCCAGUCUUUUUGAGAUCAAGAGUGCCCAGAUUCAAGAUGCUGGCCGCUAUACUUGUGAGGCUUCAAACAAUGCUGGAAAAACAGAGAAGAACUACAAUUUACACGUAUGGGUGCCGCCAACAUUUAAAGGAUUAAAGGAACAAAUGCCUGUGACAGUAAUUGAAGGAAACACAAUGAGUUUGUUUUGUCAUUGCAUUGGGAUUCCUUACCCCACCCUUGAGUGGCAAAAGAAUGGAAAACCACUGUCUAUAGUGAAAGAUGAUCGAAUUACUAUUUUCUCUGGUAGACAAAUGCUACAAAUAUCUCGGACUCAGAUAUCAGAUGCUGGAAACUACACAUGCAUAGGGACUAAUUUAGCUGGGACAAACAAACAAGACUACAGUGUGGAGGUUUAUGUGAUGCCCAAUAUCAAGAAUGGUGGUGGGCAGUCAACAGAAAUUUCAAUUACCAGGGGAGCUAAGAUCAUGCUAGAAUGUGAAGCUAAUGGAGUUCCACGGCCAGUGUUGACAUGGAUGAAAGAUGGGCGUCCUGUGGUGAGCAGACGAGGCAUCCAAGUGGAGAACGAAGGGCGGUCCCUGAAAGUUCAAAGGGCACAGGAGCACCACACAGGCCGCUACACUUGUCUGGCUGUUAACGUGGCUGGACAAUCAGACAGGAAGUUUGAUUUGACUAUUCAUGUCCCUCCAGCUAUCACUGGGGAGAUGGGGGCUCCAGAAAAUAUCAGCACCGUCCUGAGCAACUCGAUCUCGCUGACAUGUGAGGCCACCGGAGUCCCUCCACCUGUCUUCACCUGGUUCAGAAAUGGAUCACCUCUUGUCUCCAGUACAAGGAUGCAAAUGCUGUCAGGUGGACGGACCCUCAAAUUGACCCGUGUCCUCAUGGCAGAUGCCGGCCAUUAUACCUGUGUAGCCAGCAACGGUGUAGGGGAAGCAGCGAAGGAUUUUCAUGUGGAUGUACUGAGUCCUCCCAGCAUUUUAAAUGAAAAUCAGAUGGAAAAGGUGGAAGUUAAGCAAGAACAGAGCAUCAACAUGACUUGUUUGACCACAGGCAAUCCAAAGCCAUGGGUUACUUGGUUGAGAGAUGGUCAGGAACUGAAUGACAGCACAGAUUAUUGGGUUUCAUCAGAUGGAUCCGUUCUGGAAAUCUUCAAAGCAACUUUGUCCCACACAGGACAGUACACUUGUGUCGCAACUAACUCUGUGGGUGACAAAUCUAUAAACUACCAUCUCAGUGUUCUAGUUACACCCAGAAUUCCCAGUAUUGGUGAAGAUGGCACCCCAGAGGAUGUCAUAGUUAUUGUGAAUAAUCCAACUUCAUUGGCGUGUGAGGCUGAGGCCUAUCCAAGCCCAACCAUCCGCUGGCUCAAGGAUGGCAUACCCUUCAAGGCUUCCAGGAAUAUCCAUCUUUUGCCAGGAGGUCGUGGACUCCAGAUUCUGAAUGUACAGGAGGAAGAUGCUGGUCGCUACAGCUGUGUCGUGACAAAUAUAGCAGGGGAAGCUGUGAAGGAUUAUGAGCUCAAAGUCUUCAUUCCUCCACUGAUAGCAAAGGAUGAUCAGACAGCAGGAGGUUUUCAUGUCACUCACGUGAAGACCAAGGUGAACACCACAUUGACACUGAUGUGUGAAUCAUGGGCAACCCCGGUCCCUGCUCUUCGCUGGUAUAAGGAUGGUCAGCUGUUGACAGGAACUGAACAUCUUCAGAUUCUUGACAAAGGACAUGUUCUCCAAAUUAAAUAUACAAGGGUGUCAGACACAGGUCGUUACACUUGUGUGGCCACAAACAUUGCAGGAGAGGAUGAAAAGGAUUUUCAUGUUAACAUUCAAGUGCCUCCAAUCUUCCAGAAGCUAUAUGGUGUGAACGCCGCCUGGGAGGUGUUAUACCGGGAGGAUGAAGCAGAGGAGAUUGUCGAGCAUCGGGAAGUGAUUGUGAAUAACCCAGUUUCUCUCUACUGUGAGACUAAUGCCAUUCCACCUCCCAUUCUCUCCUGGUACAAGGACGGUGAAGCUCUCUCUGCCACGGACGAUGUCCUGAUUCUUCCAGGGAGCCAUAUCCUGCAGAUCCCAAGGGUGCAAGCUGAUGAUGCCGGGCGAUAUACAUGCCGAGCUGUCAAUGAGGUUGGAGAGGACCAACUGCACUACGAGCUUGUCGUUCUGAUCCCUCCAUUUAUUCAUUCAGAAGGUGGGGAGUUUGGGGAAGAGCUGGUAUCAACUGUUAACAAAACAGUUCAACUGCGUUGUGAAGCUUCAGGGAAUCCUUCACCUUCCAUAUCUUGGCUCAGAGACAGCCUACCCAUUGCAACAGACUACAGACACCAACUUCUGGAUAAUGGCAGCCUUCUGCAGAUUCACAUGGUGCAGGCAUCUGAUGCAGCUGGCUACGUUUGUCUAGCAGAAAAUCCAGCAGGAAGCACAGAGAAGCUUUUCAGCCUUCAUGUUCAAGUGCCUCCCAUGCUUUUGGGCCCCACUCCAGAAAAUGUCAGUGUCGUGAUGAAUAAUCCCAUUUGGUUAACAUGUGAAUCCCGAGCAGUACCUUCUGCAGACAUCGAAUGGUACAAAAAUGGACAGUUGCUGCAAUCCCACCCCGACAUGCUGAUCCUCCCAGGUGGUCAUAUCCUUCACAUUCCCAGAGCAAAGACAGAAGACAAUGGCAACUAUGUUUGUGUUGCCACCAAUGCAGCAGGGGGAGAUGUGAAGGACAUUCACCUCCAUAUAUAUGUUCCGCCCUCCAUUAAACACCAUGGUGACAGUUACUCUGAGGCCAUCACAAUCCGUGCUGGAGAGACAGCUACUCUCAGAUGUGAAUCAGAAGCAGUACCAGUCCCUACUAUUUUGUGGUAUAAGAACGAUCACCUUCUGGCCUUGGUAAAUGGCACCCAUAUCCUAUCUGACGGUCAAAUACUCCAAAUACAAGAUGCUCAGGUUACAGAUUCUGGGCACUAUAUGUGUAACGUUACCAACCUGGCUGGACACAUGAAAAGGACCUUCAGGCUGAAUGUGCACUCCCCACCAACUUUUGAAGAGCCUUUAGAGGAGGUUAUAAAUCAGACAGCUGGCAGCCCCUGUGUCCUAUCAUGCCAGGCAUUGGGAGUUCCACCACCCACGAUCACUUGGCUCAAAGAUGGAGAACCAUUAGACAGUAGCAACAGCCAGGAUUGGCAUAUCUUAUCCAGUGGUAGUAGACUUCAAACUAUCCAGUUACAGAUUUUCCAUUCCGGGAAUUACUCCUGCUUGGCAAGGAAUUCUGAGGGAGAAGUUUAUAAACAUUUCUUACUCUUCAUUCAAGUGCCACCGAGCAUUCUUGGCUCAAACGUGCCCACUGAAUAUGAUGCCAUGGAGAAUGAAGAUGUGAAAUUGGAAUGUGUGGCUACAGGAGAACCAAAACCCAUUUUAAAGUGGUUCAAAGAUGGCCAACCAUUAGAAACACUGACAAAAGCACACUUCAAUUUGACCUCAGAUGGUAGUUCCUUGGGUAUAAAGGGAGUUUUGGUUUCAGACAUGGGAAGAUAUACUUGUAUGGCAUGGAAUACUGCUGGAGAAGAAACAAAAAUGUUCAUACUCAAUGUACUCAUACCUCCGAAUAUCAGCGGGGUCUCCAGCAGUCCUGAGAUCAUCACAGCAGCGCUGAAUGCAGCGGUUACACUUGAAUGCAGAGCUGCUGGUACCCCUACCCCACAGCUCACCUGGUUAAAGGAUGGAUUACCACUUCCCAUCUCAUCCCAUGUGAGGCUGCUAUUGGCUGGUCACAUCCUGAGGAUUGCUCAGAUUCAGAUUUCUGACACCGGAACCUACACAUGUGUCGCUGUGAGUCAGGCAGGCGUGACAGAGCGGCAUUACCACCUGCAAGUCCAAGUUCCACCCAGAUUUGACAAUCCCGGAGACUCUGAGAAGAUGAUGGUCAUUAGAGGCGCUUCUGUGUCUUUCACAUGCGAUGCUAGUGGAAUCCCACCCCCUGUGUUAUCCUGGUUAAAAGAUGGUGAACUGCUAGUGCUCAAUGACCUGAUUCCCAGGAGUCAUGAGAAGAAGCUGCAGUUAUCCUCUGUUGACAUGAGUGACUCUGGAUGGUAUUCCUGCAUUGCUGUGAAUGAAGCAGGCAAAGCCACAAGACACUUCAACUUGGUCGUCAUGGAGCCACCGCAGCUUUCUGACUCUGAGAUGCCACAGGAACUGUCUGUUGUGCUAAGUAGUCGACUGGAGUUGGCGUGCACAGCAGUGGGAGUCCCUGAUCCUGAAAUAAGCUGGAUGAAGGACGGAGUGCCUCUUGAUGGAGCAGGCUUGAUACUGAAUGACGGAAAGAUGCUUAGGAUAGAAAGUGUACAGGUAGAAGACGCUGGACUGUAUACCUGUCUAGCAACAAAUCUGGCUGGUGAGGAUCAGCUGCAAUAUUUAGUCGGAAUAAAUGUUCCUCCAAAUAUCAUUGGCUCCAAUGAUGCUCAGAUGAUUACUCUGUUGGCUGAAGAGCAGUUAACACUGGAAUGCAAGUUUGAAGCUGAUCCACCUCCCAUUGUUCAGUGGUUCAAGGAUGAUGUACCAUUACAGGCAAAUACUCACAUCCAGAAUGUGCCAGAUAGACAAUACUUGCUGAUCAGUAAUGUUGGGCCCUCAGACGCUGGCAAGUACAGUUGCCUUGUUAGCAACAUAGCAGGACAAAUGACUCAUAUCUUCAAUGUAGUUGUUCAUGUUACCCCGACAAUUAAAGCCAACUCCCCGUCACUGUCAGUCUUUGUCAACCAGGUUGCUUUAUUGGAAUGUGAGGCCGAAGGCAUCCCAAAACCAACAGUCACUUGGAGAAAAGAUGGCAAUUUUCUGCUUGCAGGCAGUCCCAGGUUUGACUUUCUUUCUGAGGGAUCUCUACAGAUCGACUCAGUCCAGGUUUCGGAUGCUGGCCACUAUCUUUGCACAGCAUCAAAUGCGGUUGGAACAGAUCAUCAUAAGAUCGAACUACAGGUCUUGGGUGCGCCCAUCAUCAGUCCUGCUCCAACGAACAUCACCGCUGUGGCAAAUGUUCAAGCAGAGUUGAGCUGUGAGGCUUCAGGAGCCCCAAAACCUGAGGUGACCUGGAAGAAAAAUGGUAAACCACUGAACUUUAACAUGCAACAGAACAUGUACAGGUUGUUACCUUCAGGAUCGCUGGUGAUCAUUUUGGCCACCACUCAGGAUACAGCACUGUAUGAAUGUGUAGCAUCUAAUGAGGCGGGUGACUCCCACAGGCUUAUCCAAUUCACGGUCCAUGUUCCCCCAUCGAUUGCUGACGACUCUCCAAAUGUUACUGUCACUAAAAUGUCCUCGGUGGUGUUGUCAUGUCACGCGACUGGAAUCCCAGAACCUGCAGUGAGCUGGAUGAAGGAUGGAGCUCAAAUGGGGAACCGAGGCCCAGGGUACAAAAUCCUACCAACAGGAAUUCUGGAAAUCACCACAGCAACCCUGAGCCAUGCUGGCAGCUACAUGUGUACAGCUCACAAUGUGGUGGGGACAGCACACAGACAUGUAACGCUCAUUGUGCAAGAGCCUCCUGUUAUCAAGCCCCUACCUGCCACUGUGGAAAUUGUAGUAAAUAGAGAUAUUAUCCUGCCCUGUGAGUCAACAGGCACACCAAGACCCAGUAUUACCUGGCAGAAAGAGGGUGCCACCAUCACAAACACAGGUUAUUUAUUACUGGCUAAUGGAGCGCUGGAGAUCACCAGAGCCAAGGAGGAAUAUUCAGGGAAUUACAUGUGUAUUGCCCAAAAUGCAGCUGGCACUGCUGUGGGCAAGACAAAACUGGUGGUCCAAGUUCCCCCAGUUAUCAAAGCUCACAGCAGGGAACAUAAAGCCACCAUUGACCAUCCUGCAACUUUACCCUGCGAGGCAGAGGGCCAUCCAAAACCAGAGGUAACAUGGGUGAAAGAUGGCCGCACCAUUGCUAACCAGAUGCGCCUGCAAACGUUUGCAAAUGGAUCCCUACAGAUUCUACCAGUCCAGCUUGCUGAUGCAGGAUGGUAUACGUGUGUUGCCAGGAACAAAGCAGGGGUAGUCAGCCUGGACACGAUUCUUGCGGUGCAGGGUGAGAGUGGAACCAUCAACAAUCCAACUUGCAUUUACCCAGAGGACGGCGGUGUCUACACCUGCACAGCAGUGAGUGCAGCUGGCAAGGCCAGCCAUGAUAUCCGCCUGUCCGUAAGUGUUCAACCAGCAUUCACAGAACUCCCUGCAGAUGUGUCUCUCCACAAAGGGGAAAGGCUUUUGCUGACAUGUGCUGCAAAGGGCCUUCCAAUUCCAUUCAUCAGCUGGAGCUUCAAUAACAAACCUGUGGCAGUGAAAGAUUCUGGGAAAGAUGGUCAGAGUGAGCUGAUAAUAGAAAAGGUAACCAAAGAACAUUCCGGUACUUAUGUGUGCACAGCAGAAAGUGAUGUAGGAAUGAUCAAGGCAAUUGGAUUUGUCUAUGUGAAAGAGGCACCAGUUCUCCAAGGAGGGGUCACUGCUUACCUGAUGGAGCCCCUGGGAGGGAAUGUUGUUUUGAACUGUGAUGCCCAUGGAGAUCCAGCACCAUCAAUAAACUGGAAUAAAAAUGGCAGACCACUCACUGUUAGUAAUCGUAUUCGACAAAUGAAUAAUGGUUCCUUGGCCAUCUAUGGGACAGUGAAUGAAGAUGCCGGAGAUUACAAGUGUGUUGCUGAAAAUGAAGCUGGAGUAGUGGAACGGAAAGUCACUCUAAUGCUGCAGAGUGCACCUGUGUUCACCGUGGAACCUUUGGAUACAGUUGUCAGUGUAGGGGACAGGGUCUUAUUGCAUUGCCAGGCAGCAGGUGAGCCCGCACCCACGGUAGAGUGGACCAAAAAUGGACAUCCAAUCAGAGAGAAUGGGCGCCUGGUUGUGUUACAGAAUUCCACUCUGCAAAUCCUCUCUGCUGUGAAGAAAGAUACAGGAGAAUACAAAUGUGUAGCUCAGAAUCUCAUGGGAUCUUCCUUUGUAGGAAUAACUCUAACUGUGCAAGUGCAUGGUGGAUUUUCAGAAUGGCUGGACUGGGGCCCCUGCAGUGCUACCUGUGGCCAAGGAAUCAAAGAGCGAAUCCGUUUGUGCAACAAUCCUUUACCAGCCAAUGGAGGAAGAUCAUGUCAUGGCUGGGAUGUAGAAUCAAGGCAAUGCAAUGCAAAGCCUUGUCCAGUUCAUGGACAGUGGUCCCACUGGGGUGCAUGGGAGGGAUGCUCCCAAAGCUGUGGACAGGGAAACCAGACCCGUAGGCGAAGCUGCAGUGACCCACCCACACAGCAUGGAGGUCGGUCAUGUGAGGGGAAGGCGACUGAGGUGAAAAAAUGCAUCUUUGUUCCAUGUCCAGUGGAUGGACAGUGGACGGUUUGGAACAGCUGGUCUCACUGCUCAGCGUCCUGUGGGGGAGGGAUCCACCAGCGGACCCGGUCGUGUUUUGAUCCACCGCCUCAGUAUGGUGGCCGACUGUGUGAAGGAAGUGAUGUUGAUGUAGUACUGUGCAACAAUGAACCGUGCCCAGUGAAUGGGAACUGGGGCUCCUGGAGCUCCUGGAAUCCAUGCAGUCAGACCUGCGGCGGCGGACAAAGCAAGCGUUACCGAUCAUGUAGCAACCCAGCCCCUGCCAAUGGUGGCAAUGUUUGCUCAGGGGCAAAUGUGCAGAUGCAGCGCUGUGGUAUAGACAUGUGCCCUGUGAACGGUGGUUGGAGCCCAUGGCAACCGUGGAGCGAAUGUUCAGCUUCUUGUGGAGGAGGGAAGCAGUUGAGAAAACGACAGUGCAACAGUCCUCCCCCAAACAGCAAUGGAAGAGGCUGCCCUGGAGAGAGCUUCCAAACAGCCAGCUGCAGCUACCACCCAUGUCCAGGUAUUCCAGGGAGAGCCAGGGGCAGUCUGAUUGGAAUUAUUAAUGACAAAGAAUUUGGAAUCGCAAUCCUUGAUGCAAACAUCACAGAAAAUGCAGCUGCAGGCACUACAACCCUUCAGGCAAACGUUCAGAACAUUCCAAGCACAAUCGGUCCUCUGGUAAGAGUACUUGCCUCAAUUUUUACCCCCAUUUAUUGGGCAGUGGCCUAUCCUGCACCAGGCACAGCAAACGGCUUCAUUCUGACUAAAGGAGUUUUUAGGCAAGAAUCUCAAAUGGAGUUUGCAACAGGUGAAAUUCUACGAAUGACACACAUUGCCCGGGGAGUAGACACAGAGGGUGUCCUACUGUUUGACAUAGUGAUCAAUGGUUAUGUCCCCAGAAACAUAGCAAUUGCAGACGUUGCUGUGAAGGAUUUCAGUGAAAAGUAUGUCCAGACGGGUCCAGGACAACUCUAUGUUUCAUCAACCCAAACCUUUCUUCACAGUGGCUCCCCUCUUUCCUUCCACUGUAACCACAGCAUCGAGUAUGAGUCUGGGAUGGGCAACCAGCCUUCACUCUUCCAGAUUUUGAAGGCUGAGUACGUCUCUGUCUUCUAUAGUGAGAAGAUGGAGGAGUUGAAUUUCAGGAUCACUGUCUCCUUCCAGAAGGGUUCCACUGAAGGUUACUGCCCAGGAGGAUAUAUUCUUGAUUCAUCCUCGUACUGUUUAGAUAUUGAUGAAUGUCAGCUUGGGAUUCAUAUGUGUCACUUUGGGCAAAAUUGUCUAAACGAGGCUGGCUCAUAUCGCUGUCUGGUGCGAUGUGGGAUUGGUUUCAAGCGGUCGGCAGAAGGAGCUCAUUGUGAAGAUAUUAAUGAGUGUGAGGAGUCAGCCAGCCCACCCUGUCAACAGCGCUGCCUCAAUGCAGUUGGUACCUAUCGAUGUGGGUGUGAUCCUGGUUAUCAGCGCUUGGGACAGCACUGCAUUGAUAUCAACGAGUGCAAUAUAAACGUGUGCCGGCCCCACCAAGAGUGCCAGAACACCGAGGGAGGAUACCAAUGCAUAGAGAGCUGCUCUCAUGGCACUAUGCGAUUACCCAGUGGAACCUGUGGUGAUGUUGACGAGUGUAAAACAGGGAACCACCUGUGUCGAUAUAAUCAGAAGUGUGUGAACACAGCAGGAAGUUACCACUGCAGCUGUCCUCGUGGAUAUCGCUCACAGGGCGUGGGAAGACCAUGUUUAGAUGUUGAUGAAUGCCAACUGAUUCCCAAGCCCUGUGUCUACCAAUGUCGAAAUCUGGCUGGCAGCUACAAGUGCCUGUGUCCACCCGGAAAGCAGCUAUUGGCCGACGCCAGAUCCUGUGCUGAAUUGGAAAAGCCUAAACUGAGCAACAGCACAAUCACAAGCUUCAGACCCCAGCUAGUCUCUAUCAGUCAAUAUAGCCACAGCGAGCAGACAAGCCAGAACCAGAUUAACCCCUUCUACACCUGGUUGGGUUGGAAGAUGAACCGGGAAUUUGAGACACAAGUCAACAAGAAGUCCUGUCCUGCUGGAUACAGAAAGAGGAAUGGGCUGUGUACAGAUAUCAAUGAAUGCCAGACUUGGAAUUUCUGCCAGCACGAUUGCAGGAACACCCAGGGCAGCUACAGUUGCAUUUGUCCUCCUGGGUAUCGACUGCUGCCCAAUGGUAGAAACUGCCAGGAUAUUGAUGAAUGCCAAGAACAGAAUAUCAAGUGUGGACUGAACCAGAUGUGUUUCAACACAAGAGGCAGCCACCAAUGCAUAGAUACCCCAUGUCCAGCAAGCUACCGGAGGGGAGCCAGCCCAGGGACUUGUUACCGCCGUUGCAUCCUCCACUGUGCAGCCGCUCCCCUGAUAUUCCAGUACAAGCUGCUCACCCUCCCCCGGGGGAUCCCAGCCAAGCAUGACGUGAUCCGACUCUCGGCAUUCUCAGAGCGUGGCGUACUACAGAGCAGGACCAACUUCACCGCCAUCGAGCAGGAUGUGGCUAGCCCCUUCGUCGUUCGCACUGACGAGGGCCGUGGGAUUGUAUACACCCUGCGCCCACUGGUGGAACCCGGGGUGUACCACCUGAAAGUGCAUGCUACCACCUUCAGUGAACAGGGGCCACUGAAGUACCAGAGUGUAUUUGUCAUUGUCAUUGCUGUGUCCCCGUACCCUUAUUAAGGUUAACAACAGCUUCUACAUGGAGGAAUGUGUUGUAGCCUAAUGUGUUGUUGCAAAUUUCUAUUCUUUAACUACAUUGCAAAAGAAGUGUUUAUUUUCUUUUCUCCAAAAGACUCAGCUAUUUCACCUAGCGACAAUGACUUCCCAAGUCUUCAAAGCUCCACACUUUUCUUGCUACAUGGAUACCUCAUGCUCAUAGUUACAGAUCAAUAUUUAAACCCCGAGGUGGAAUUGAAUUCUGUAAAUCUGCGAAUGGUGGGGGUUAACACAAUGAGUGCCAACAUUAUUGUUCAAAAGAAACACCAGAGUUUAUCUUACAAUGUCCUACGGUUAGACACCAAGUCUGUAUGUGACUGCAGUCCACACAACUUACUCUUAAUGCGCAUUGAGUAGUCUGGCAAAGGCAUUACCAGUUCAGAUGCUGUAGUUUGCAAAUGUGCCCCCCUCAAUCCUCACUUUGACUAGGACUGAAUUAGGAUAACAAUAAGGAAGAGCUGCAGGAUGUGCUGCCAUUUGAAAGCACUGAGCGCCAUCUCCUCAGACUAAUCCAAGAGCUGACAAGGAGCAUCUCAAUUCUGACAAGUGUCCAGUGGACAAGGAUAACUGAUGCCUUUGCAAACAAGGUAUUGAGUAUAUUUAACAGGUACGCUGUCUUCUUAGCAUUCAGUGGGGUAGAACGCUGGACAGGAUGGACUCCCCAGAGGCUUGCUAUCCAUUUUAUGGGAGAAUUUGGUGUCUUUGUCAAACUGCGGUUGAGUUUAAGUACGAGCCAAACAAGUCCUGACAAACAUUUAAUGUUCUCAAUUUGACAUGCCAAUCUGUCACUGCUUUCCAAAGGGACUUGCUUUAAAAAAAUUCCAAGGUUAUCCCUUUUUCUUGAUUUGGCAUUUAACCAAAGGGUACUCUGUACAUUGCAAUGGAAGUAUUGGUGUGUCCUUGUCCACUUGCUAUUUACAUCACUGAAAAAGUUAUAAAUGAGGUAUGGAUUCAUCAUAUCCAUGGCCUUUUAUCACACAGGAAAUAACUGGCACAGAUUCUCUGGUAAUUUCCCACUCCGCGUUCCUCAGUUUGAUGUUCAACCAUUCAACAUCUUGACUGCUCCCACUGGAAUUCUACCCCCUUAUCUGGUCUUCCUUUCAGUCAUUAAUACUUUUAAAAUCUACUUUUUCAUUGCACUUUCAGUCAACUCUCCUGUGAGCUCUGUCACUUAGUUGAUGUCCUCCUAAAUCCUUUACAUUCAGUCUCCCUUUUCUACUCUGCUAUUAGGACCACCUCACAGAUAUCACACCACUUCCUGCCUCAGUAUCCUAGCCUUGUACUUACUGACAUCUCAAUGGAGCUUCACCGUGGUGUGUGGACCUCACUGUUCACACUCAGGUUGAAAGAGCUCAGAGGCUGCAACUGUGAUUGAAAGGCCAAACAAAACUAUGUUCUUUUUGUAGGAGUCAUUGUCGAUAUGUAAGUUUAAUGAUUCUCACUCUUGAACCAACUGCCACACAUAUUGUAACCACUGAGGUAUCUGAACGUGUUGUGCUGAAUUAUGAGAUCCACUGUCCAAAAAGAGAAUUAUGACAGAUUGAUCAGAGUUCUGUGUCAAGCAGCUGUGAUUUUUAUUGUAAAACAGUGCCACAAAUUCUGGGUAAAAAGUUUUUUGCCCCUAUUUGUUUGUCCUUGUGGCAGGGUCUUAACAUGUUCAGGGAAACAUUAAAAUGAGGAAUUAAGGAAAUAAACUUUUAAAAUGUGA